CAGAGACCAAGUUUCACACCCAUACAGAACCACCGGCAACUGACUACUACUUUUCUCAAUUCGUUUUUCUCAUUAACAUAAUCUGCUGUGGUCUAUUUUAUUCAACUAAUGUUACAAGUAGCCCUUAUCCACCCACAACUAACACUGGACACCCUUCAGUUGCAUCUCACUUUCUUAUCAUGAAAUGGGUCCUUUCGCUAAGGCGUUCUUCUCCCCUCGAUAGACGCCGACGACUCCUCCCAUUCUCAGUUCAUCAGCUAUACUCUUCCUGUUGUACAAUCUACUGCCUAUUUCUCUUGAAGGAUGAAAAUAUAAAAUUUAAUACAUUACAUUGUAAUACUUCUUCCAUCUUUCCUAAGGUUUCUAUUCCGCCUCAUAAUGGUGUUAUUUUCUUGCAGACCAUGGCAUAUUGCUUUGGCUUGAUCGCCUUGAAAUCCCCCCUUCAGCAAUUUUUUUUUGUUUCUUUCUUUAGUGCGUCCGUCAUGUUAUCACUGACAGUAGGCAAAUAAAAAUUACGAGGUUGAGGCGAGAACUAAUGGUAUGACGUCCGUACCUAGUUUUGCGAAAAUCAGUUACGUGGUUCUAAUUUGAAAUUGGAAUAUAUACGCAAUGAUAAUGGCAAUAUCAUGAAGUUGGCUAAACGUAAACACAACCGGAAAACACUAAUAAUUCUCUCCUUCGGUAUUCUUGGAACUUCAGAGACGAAACCGAUUUUCGGGUUUACAAUCAUAACAGAAAUAAUGAAGUUCGCGUGAAAUUCGCAGCCGGAAAAAUUUUACCCCGGAUAUUACAGGGCAGUAUUCAUUACAAUAAAAUCUUGGGCCAAAUCUAGGGCGGGGUUUAUCGAGCGCAAUCAAAACGUCAUCGAGAAGUUUCGCGACACACGAUUAGGGUUAUAGGAUUUUCGAAGUUUUAAUAAACUUUCAACAGAACUUACGGUGUAGCAUGCUUCGAAAGAGAAAUGUAAAGAGAAAGCGACCAGUCUGCGCGUUGCUUAGAAACGAUUUGUAAACAGCCAGUUGCAGUCUCUAUAUAGUGCAGCGAUUUCUGUUUUGUUUGGGCUGGAUCCAAGAAAUGCUGACAAGACGUGAAAAACUUUUGACACUACCCUGGCAGCAACGUCGGUACGACCACCACAGACACAAGGUGCAGUCUGCCUUACCUGCCAUUGAUGUGGGACCACCCUCAACUCGAGGUCAUGUGUGUUGCAAGCUCAAGAAACAGCAGAAUGAGCAGGAACGCAUUACACAAAUUGAGCUAAACAACUGCAGGCUCCUACAGCGCAUGGGAACCAUCAUGAAAACCAAUCGUCUAGAUAAUCACUGGGUCAACCCACCCCCCAGUUUCAUGCAGAGAGAGGGUAUUUACUACUUUCCUGCACAGUGUGGCUACGCCAGUCAACAAGCCUCUCCCCCAGCCACUUCUCCUGAUGACUUGUCCAACAUGAAGAGGCGCUGCUUAGCUUGCAACCAACAGAAAAAUGAAUCAACAAAGCCUGUACCAAAAUAUACAGCACCAACAGCACACCAACGCAGGGCUUCACACAUGCGCCGCAAUUGCAACACAGCAACACAGGCAAAGACAUGUGGAAUGACAUGGAAGAGGAACCAACAGGCAGGAGACAUUUCACCACGGCGUAUAACCUUUACUCGCAGGGGACUUCAACUAGCAGUCAGCUUUCCGGCUGACACCACCAUUAGACUGGAGGAUGGUCAACUUGACCAUCUGCUGCAAAGGGAGUACUGCGGGUGCAAGGCAAUAAAACUCCAGUAGUUCCAUGAUGUUGUGAAGCCUUUGUUUUCACUAUUUUAUAAAGAAUUUGAUAUAUCUACAAUCAAAUUAAAUGACAAAGGCUCAAUUCACAUGACCACAAUUGUUCAAGUUAUAAAGUUAAUCACAAACCAAGUUGUCACUUGAAGGGGAUGCCAUAGGAAGAGAGCUAUUAAAUACUUGAUGCUUAUUGCUCUAUAGUCUGUACAUAAUAUCACAGGCUGUUGUUACAGCCAUGUGUUAUCCAUGAUUAAAAGCCAUUAGUAAAUAAACAGUUAAAUAAUGAUAACAAUUAACCACAAGUUUACCCUAACAUGCAGCACUCUUCUGUACUAAAACAAAAACAAGACAGAUGAUAAUUUAUUACCAAUAAGUACAUCUUCCUUGGGUCAAAUGGGAGAAACUAGUGACCAUUCUUGAACAACCAUCCUCCAACUGGCACCUGGAAAGUGUCCAAUGUCAUAGCCCCUUCACCCAUCUAGUCGGAUCCCCAUGUUACUCAGUACCCUGCUGAUACAACAGUAGUAUAUGGGUAUGCUACCUGCAGCACCUUAAAAAAAGUAUUUUUACAGCUGCUCACUGAUAAGUUAUACUGGAACUCUAUGAAGUGGAACAUGGUCUACAUGCCUUGAUGGUUCCUGAUCUGUUUUAUAUAACUGCUCCUUGUUUUCAAUCAGCAGUCUUUCAGCUUGUCACUCAACACAUGUCAGCUUCCUUUAGUUCUUAAUGUGUUUCAGACCACAUAAGCAAAACUGUGUAACAAAAUGUUUGUACUAUUAUUCAUUUUUCCCCAGUAUGUAUUUAACUGCUGGAUAGUUCAUAAAUAUGGGAAAUCUGUACAGUAUGUCAACAGAGUACUACAGAGCAAUAUAAAUACUGCUUGAGAGGGUAAUGUAGUGAUGAUUUAGAAGCCUGCUUGAGGAGUUUAUUAAACUUUAUUUUUAAGAAAACUAAUCUGCCAUGUUGUGACAUGCUUUGGAUCUGGAAAAUGGUCAAAACACUUCAUCUAGUACAUUACAUUAUAUACAAGAAGAGAACAUUGAUAUUAA
Messenger RNA from Cryptotermes secundus, 2819 nucleotides. RefSeq lists its product as uncharacterized. The transcript has 5 exons. Lineage: Eukaryota; Metazoa; Arthropoda; Insecta; Blattodea; Kalotermitidae. The record is from RefSeq and is a predicted model, not a curated record. The coding region runs from base 1075 to 1773 and encodes 232 amino acids.